Molecule: messenger RNA, 2191 nt
Organism: Spodoptera exigua (beet armyworm)
Lineage: Eukaryota; Metazoa; Arthropoda; Insecta; Lepidoptera; Noctuidae
Source: the annotation of a GenBank genome assembly
CUUUCACUACAUAACCGAAUUACAUCAAUUAUUUCAAACAUAUUUUUUUGCAAUUAGAAUUUUAUGCCUUUCAAAAUAAGCCUUAUUUUUGGGUAUUGUUGCAUUGUGUUUUGAAGUAGUUAAUAAUGUUAAUACAGAUCAUUUUAUUGUUUUUACUGGUGUGGCUCUUUGUGUUGCGAUGGCAGAGAAGAAAGCUGAUCGAACUGUCCCAUAAGCUUGGUGUUACCAACCACAUGACAUUGCCAUUCGUGGGACACGCUUACAUAUUCUUUGGAAGUGAUGAAGAUCGAAUGACGAAAUUCCAGAAAUUGGGCCGAGAAGCGAUCGCGAGUAAGCAUGGAAUCACGACAAUAUGGCAAGGGCAUCGACUCUAUUUAGUGGUCUCAGAUGCAGUAGUUGCGGAGCUACUUCUAAAGACUUGCUUAGAGAAAGAUGAUGCAGUUGAUUGUUUGAGGUUCGUGACUGGCAAUGGCAGUAUCUUUGCUCCAGUCAGUAUUUGGCGUCCUCGUCGAAAAGUAUUGGCUCCAACCUUCAGUCCAAAGAACUUGCAGCAGUUUGCUGAAAUCUUCUCUCGGCAGAGCUCCAUUAUGGUAGAGCAGUUGCAGGCUGCUGUAGGAAAAGGAGCCUUCUCUAUCUGGCAAUACAUUACGACGUAUACCAUGGAUUCUGUAUGUGAAACAACUCUAGGCGUUUUAGUAAAUUCUCAGAAACAAUCGGAACAACCAUUUCUGAAAGCUUUCGAUAAAUGUACUCAAUUGGAUGCUGACCGACUUUGCAAGCCAUGGUUCCAUCCUCCAGCUAUAUACGAAAUGACACCAGCUUACAAACUACAUUUAAAAUGCAGAAACUAUAUUUGUAAAUUCGUUGAUCAGAUUAUAAAAACCAAAAAAGAAACUUUGGCAGAAGAAAAGGUGUCAAUGGCCGAAUCUGAACAAAACAUAAAACUCGAUGGUCUGAAGACAUUCUUGGAGCUACUAAUAGAUUCUUCUGGAGGUGACCGAGGGUACUCAGAUGUGGAGUUAAGAGAAGAAACUUUAGUAUUGGUCUUAGCUGGAACCGACACCUCUGCAGUAGGCACCGCUUUCACUUCAGUUUUACUAUCAAGAUAUCCUGAUGUACAGGAAAAAGUUUACCAAGAGUUGCUUGAGGUAUUCGGAAAUUCCAAAAGACCAGUUGUAGCCGAAGAUCUUCCUAGACUUAAGUAUCUGGAUGCUGUUAUAAGAGAAACGUUACGUUUGUACCCUCCAGUGCCUAUAAUUGCGAGGAAGAUCGACAAGGAAAUUACACUACCGUCAGGAAUCACUUUAAUAGAAAAUUGUGGAGUUGUUAUCAAUAUCUGGGCGCUACAUCGUAAUCACCAUUACUGGGGAGACGACGCAGAGCAGUUCCGACCUGAGCGGUUCAUUGACACGCCACUCAAGCAUCCCGCUGCAUUCAUGCCCUUUAGCCACGGACCGAGAGCUUGUAUUGGUUAUCAAUAUGCAAUGAUGUCAAUGAAAACUGCCCUGUCAUCUCUGCUCCGUCAAUAUACGAUUCUCCCGCCAUCUGACGUCGAAGACUUGAAGCCUUUAAGACUGAAAUUUGACAUAAUGAUGAGAGAUGUUGAUAAUUUUAUCAUACAACUUGUAAAAAGAAAUUGAAUUAAGUAAUAAUUUUAACGGGUCCCAGAAACUAAUUUAUUUUUUGCCUAUAGUAUUAAGGUAGUAUUUAGGUAUAUUUUUUAAGUAUUCUAAGUGUUUUUGGGGUUAAACAUAUUUAUAUAAAGGUUUUGUUAAGCAUAGAUAAUUUUGGCUGUAUGUUCUAUGAUGAUUUUUACUUGAUUGCCUUUAAGUUUUCGCUGUUUUAUCUGUGAAAGUGGGUUUUAUGUAUUGUCGAACUAAAAACAUAACAUAAUUAUGUUUUAUUUGUAAGUUGAUACAACUUUAUGUUAAAAUAAAAUUCCGUGCAUUACUUUUAUCUUUUUUUUGGUUAUUUUUACAAGCUUUUAUUUAACCUUAAGUGUUACUUUACUUUAUUAUACUUUUUACUUUAUGAAAUUUACUUAUUUUAAAAUUAAUUAUUUCACGAGCACGUUUCUAAACUCGGCAGACUGAAUAAUAAUUGUCAAUGUCAUACCUUGUUAGGUAACGUUCACACACUCAAUUCUAAGGCUGCGUUCACAACAUAAUUGCAUUCACAACAUUAUUUUACC